AUGGCCCCCUCCAAAGCCAUUACGCGGAGCGACACUUCGGUGUCUGCGUCGCUCGUCGACCCCAAUCAGACCCUGAAAGCGACUAAGGCCCUCCUUAGCCACAUGCAGAAGGCGUCGAAGGAAAAGGCCACCAGCGCAGACAAGAAGACCCUUAUCGAAGAUGAAGAGUCCAACACCGAAGCCAUCUGGAUGACCUUGACGACCAAGAGACACAUUGUAAACUCGAGAAAUCUCAAACCGAACAAGAUCGUCCUCCCGAACUCGCUCAACACCGACCCCGAGAUGGGUAUCUGUCUGAUUACGGCCGAGCCCCAGAGACAUUACAAGAACCUUGUAGCAUCGGACGAUUUCCCGGCAGAAUGGCGAAAGCGAGUCACGCGAGUUAUCGACAUUGCCAAGUUAAAGUCCAAGUACAAAGCAUACGAGGCGCAGAGAAAACUGUUCAGCGAACACGACAUCUUCCUCGGCGAUUCCCGUAUCAUCACAAGGCUACCAAACAUAAUGGGCAAGACUUUCUACAAGACCACCGCCAAGCGCCCUAUCCCCAUUGAGAUCCAGGAGCGCGUGCCAAAGGUUGACGGCAAGAGAGUAAAGCGGGCGAACGCCGCGGGUGCCAUCAACGCAUGCACGGCCCCGCAACUAUGUGGCGAGAUCGAGAGAGCCGUUGGAGCAGCGCUGGUCAACUUAUCGCCGACUACGAAUACUGCGAUCAGAGUGGGUCACACUGGGUUGACGGCAGAGCAGAGUGCAGCAAACAUAAAUGCGGCAGCGAGGGUGUUGGUUGAGAAGUUCUGCCCCGGAAAAUGGAAGAAUGUCCGGAGCAUAUACGUGAAGGGCAACGAAACCGUGGCUCUGCCUAUAUACCAGACGGACGAGCUGUGGUUGGACGAGCAGAAGGACAUUGUAGCCGAUGGGUCCGAGGAGGCAAAGGCUCUGGAGGCCAAGGCAUCAGGAGAGAAGGCCAAUGUUGGAAAGAAGCGGAAAUCGCUCGAAGGUGCGGCGGAAGAGACUUCACCCGCCCCGAAGAAGGUGAAGAAGUCCAAGGCUGCCAAGUUGCCGGAGAGCGACGAUUCCAAGCUCAACAAGGAGAUUGCAGACCGGAAAGCGGCGCUGAAGAAGCAGAAGAAGGCUGCAAAGCAGGCUCUGGAUGUCUAA
Messenger RNA from Anthostomella pinea, 1155 nucleotides. NCBI's taxonomy places the organism in Eukaryota, Fungi, Ascomycota, Sordariomycetes, Xylariales, Xylariaceae. The record is from the annotation of a GenBank genome assembly.